Rangifer tarandus platyrhynchus (Svalbard reindeer) is the source of this 414-nucleotide messenger RNA. NCBI's taxonomy places the organism in Eukaryota, Metazoa, Chordata, Mammalia, Artiodactyla, Cervidae. The record is from the annotation of a GenBank genome assembly.
AUGGGCAGACGGAUCAGGAAGGGCUCCUUCUUCGCAGCUGACAGCGGGGCCCAAGAAGCCACGGCCCUGAGGGGUCGGGGCACCGCAGCCAGAGAGCAGCCCCCGCCGGCCACGACCAGAGAGAGCCCUGCGGCACCCCUGCUCCGGGCCCUCCACUCCACCCAGAACGCUCCUGUUGCGGCCAGGAUUGGCAGCCCUGGGGUGACCCCGUGCACCAUCACUGGGGAGGGGCCCCCGCCCGCCUGCCCGCACCCUGCGCGAGUCACGGUGAGGUGGGCUGGGAGGACACAGGAUGGGCAGGAGCAGCCAGCCAGCCAUCUGACCCUGGGCCAGGAACGCAGCGAGUUGCCAGUGCUGCUCACCCCGGGCAGGCACCGCAGGGCCAUCCAUCAUCCCCAGCUGCCCGGGGAGUGA